UAUACUUGUGCAAAAGACAUCUAUAUAUAUAUACAUAUAUAUAUGAGUAAUAAUAUUAAAACAAACAUCGAUGAUGAAACUAUUUUUAGUCUAGUUCAGCAACACUUGAUCCAUGACUCAAAUAGCAGUAGAACAAGCACAACUAGUUCUUCGUUAAUAACAAGAGAACAGUCUGAUGCUCUUACCUCUUCACCCCCAGUGGAAGUCGAAAUACCUGUGCCUUAUCAUUUACCAGGUGCAGCAAUUACACAUGACAUUUACAAUCAUGCUAAUAGUUUAGUCAUGGCAUCUCAUUCCUUGAAUCGUUCAAAAUCUGUAAACGAUCUUAACCAUAAAUAUUCGAGGAAGAAGUCAACUGUUAUUCAGGAUAAUGAUAUAGAUAAUGAAUACGAAAAUCUUGAUAAACCAGGUGGAUUUAGACGUUUUCAUGUCCAUCAGCAACAUCGAUUAUUAGCUGCUCAACAAGAAUAUGGUAAUAGCAAUGAUAGCUCUGCUUUUCAGGAACAAUUUCGUCCUGAUUCAAUAUGUUCAGUUGAUAUCCGUCAAGAUUAUAACACUGGAAUUUUUCAUAAUAGAAAAUAUGACAAGAGGAUGACUGACAAUGUUUCUUCAUCAGCUUAUUAUUAUUAUAAUCGUCCUUACAAGAAGCGUAAUAGAACACGUCAUUUUUUAGAUUUUCUGGCUAUUACAUCUGUAAUGAAUCAAUUUGCAGGAGAAGAUCUAUCUGAUUCAGAAGAAGAAGAAAGUAAUAUGAACAAUGAAGAGAUAGCAACAGAAGAAACACAUUUAUUAUCAGGAAAGAAAAAACGACAAUCUCAGCUACAAAAGACUGAUCAUAAAAAGAAAGCAAAUACGACCAAGACGAUUUUUUUGCUAUUUAAAGCAUUCAUAGGGAGUGGUAUUCUAUUUUUACCAAAGGCCUUUUCCAAUGGUGGUCUUUUAUUUUCAGUCAUUAUCAUGUGGCUGAUGGGUGGCAUCUCCCUCUAUUGUUUCCUAUUAUUAUUAGAAUGCAAAGAGCAUUUAUCAGGUAGUUAUGGUGAUAUUGGUGGCGCAUUAUAUGGAUCAUGGAUGAGAUCCAUGGUAUUAUUUUCUAUUGCUAUUUCUCAGUUGGGGUUUAUGUGUGGAGGGACAAUUUUUAUAGUACAAAACAUAACUGAAGCUGUUCGGGCCCUUAGUGGGAAUAUAAUUCAUUUGAACAGUACUGCCGUCUUUAUCAUAUUAGCUAUUCUAUUAAUACCUUUAGUGUUAAUUCGAAAUAUAACCAAAUUAUCACCAACUGCGCUUCUAUCAGAUGCACUAAUCAUAGGUGGUUUGAUUACACUAUUGGUUUAUGAUAUCAUCGAUAUAUUUAAAGAUGAAAGUAAUACUACUCAUUCAACUAAAAUUGGCCCCAAUGUAAAAUGGUUAUUUAAUUCGGCUGAUUACGCUGUAUUUAUUGGUACUGCUGUAUACUCUUUUGAAGGAAUUGGUUUAAUUAUUCCAAUUCGUGAUUCUAUGAAAACCCCUGAAAAAUUUCCUAGUGUAUUGACUUUUGUCAUGUUUCUUGUAGCUAUUACUUUAUGCUCCGUUGGUACAUUAGGCUAUCUUGCAUUUGGUGAGAAUGUUCAAACAAUUGCUUUAUUGAAUUUACCUCCUGGUAUACUGCCUAAUUCAAUUCAAUUAGGCUAUGCUGCAGCUAUUCUUUUAUCUAAUGCACUAACUUUAUUUCCUACUAUACGUAUCAUUGAACAUGCCUUGUUUGGUGAAAGAACUGGUAAACAUAAUUUGUACAUUAAAUGGCAAAAAAAUCUACUUCGUGCCUCUGUAGUUAUUUGUGGAACUUUGAUUGCUUUAUUUGGUGCAAAUGAUUUAGAUAAGUUCAUAAGUUUAAUUGGAUCCAUUUGUUGUUGCCCUUUAAGUCUUAUAUUUCCUCCUUUAUUUCAUAUGGCAUUAUCAACUACGAAAGGCUUAAAACGUGUAAUAGAUAUAAUUUUGAUAGGUUUUGGAAUAAUAGUGAUGCUAUUUACUUUUUAUCAAACUUCUAAACAAUGGGUAGUAUCAUCAUCUGGUGGCGAUGUUUAAUAAAAAAAAAGCUUUAUUUAUAAAUAGAUUUUCUUUCUUUUUUUUUUUUUUUUUUUUUUUU
This is a messenger RNA of Cokeromyces recurvatus, 2122 nucleotides long. Its product is annotated as transmembrane amino acid transporter protein-domain-containing protein. Gene Ontology annotation, molecular function: amino acid transmembrane transporter activity. The record is from RefSeq and is a predicted model, not a curated record. The coding region runs from base 43 to 2061 and encodes 672 amino acids. Gene Ontology annotation, biological process: amino acid transmembrane transport. The transcript is spliced from 4 exons. NCBI's taxonomy places the organism in Eukaryota, Fungi, Mucoromycota, Mucoromycetes, Mucorales, Mucoraceae.